ACCACAUCUUCCGUGAUGCUUCGCGGUGCAAUGCCUGCCGUCUGUCAGCUCGCUUUGGCGCGCACCGGUAACCUGGCAGCGGCUGUUGGGGCCUCGCCGCCGUUGGAUGCUAUGGUGGCGCCGUAUCGGUGUGUGGAGUGCAACGAGGAGGCGAUGGAGCUACACAGGGAUUACAGCCACGGUAUCAUCAAGAUCACCAUUUGUAGAUCAUGCCAGAAACCAGUUGAUAAAUAUGUUGAAUAUGACCCAGUGAUUAUUCUCAUUGACGCGAUCUUGUGUAAAGUUCAAGCUUAUAGGCAUAUAAUCCUCAAUUCCAACAUUAAUAUUCACUGGAAACUGUGCAUUUUCUGUUUGUUAUGUGAAGCAUAUCUUAGGUGGUCACAGCUACAGGAUUCACAGCAAACAGUUGAUCCAAUCGAUAUAAUUCGUUAUGCCAAAGAAUGGGACUUCUAUCUGAUGUUUGGAUUGGCUAGUUUGGAGCUAACUGCAUUCCUGAGUGGGGUGUUUUUCUUCUUAUGCUUAACAAAGCAUGAUUUCAUCCAGAAAAAAUCAAAUCUCUACAUGCUGCUAAUAGCCAUAUUAUUAUCUGGUUACGGGAAACUUCUUGUGAUUCCAGUUAUAAUUUGGGAACAUGACGACUCACCUCUGUACAUUAACCUCAUCAAUUUCUUUGUUCUGGCAUCCAACGCACAAGCUGUCAGAGUUGUGUUGAAUAGUAGCAGGAGGUUUGCAUUGUCUGUCAUUACUGUUGGAUGGAUGGCAGAGCGCUUUACAGCCUACAUCUUUCAGCAUCUCGAAUGGAGUACGUAGAAGAUUCAGAACACUAGGCUGGAAUAAAAGCCCUGGUCAGUCUGAGAAAAGUUUUAUUCUUACUGCUGAUGCGCAUUGAACAGUGGAGACUGGUUAACAUCAGACAUGGAAAGCAGAAGGAAGUAAAUUUUUUAAAAAUGUUCAAUUUUGCAGAAGGAAGUUUGUAUUUAAAUUAAAUUAUCCAUCCAACUAUACCACUGUUGGAAAGAAUCACAUUCAGUAAUGUGUAGCAAUACUAUUUUUGUCUUGCACAAUGGGUUGAUCAAAUUCUAAAAUAUGUAGUAAUUUUAUAAAUUACUGGCCAAAUUUGUACUAAAAUAAAUACAUUAUUAGUUUGGCAAUCUAUUGUUUAAUUUUAACUAAUAAAAUGAUUUAAAUUUUGAA
This is a messenger RNA of Hypanus sabinus (Atlantic stingray), 1194 nucleotides long. It is a transcript of the gene arv1, whose product is annotated as ARV1 homolog, fatty acid homeostasis modulator. The transcript is spliced from 5 exons. Bases 16 to 810 code for a protein of 264 amino acids. NCBI's taxonomy places the organism in Eukaryota, Metazoa, Chordata, Chondrichthyes, Myliobatiformes, Dasyatidae. Gene Ontology annotation, biological process: regulation of plasma membrane sterol distribution; intracellular sterol transport; sphingolipid metabolic process. The record is from RefSeq and is a predicted model, not a curated record. Gene Ontology annotation, cellular component: Golgi apparatus; cortical endoplasmic reticulum.